AUUGUUAGAUGAUAGAAGGAAUAAUUUUAUAAAAUCAUCCGAUUUAGGUUUUUGAGAUUAUUGAAUAGCAACAUUUGCUAUUAGUUUGAUUACCAGAUCAUUUGUGAAUACAUUUAGUUUAAUAAAAAGUAAGCCUGUUAAAAAUUAAAAAUGAAACAAUUUUUCGUUCUCUGUGUCUUUACCAUCUCAUUUGCUGCAGCCUUUGACGCUGCAGAUCUACUCCAACAUGAUUCAAGCAGAAAAAGCAUUAAACCUGUAGAUUGUCCUGAGCUCACUCGACUUCGACAACCAUUUGACCUUAAAAAAUAUCUUGGUGCUUGGUAUGAAAUAAAGUCAACCAAACCAAUUUUUGAGAAUGGCCUACGUUGUGUCAAAACUAUCUACGGAAUGGACAAUUUUCAAAUCGUUUUUGUUAACAACUCUGCCGUUGAUCUUGCUAACAAUGCACUUUUCAGUCUCGGAGUUGCUUCUCACCUAGAAAACGCAUUGUCCGUCCAUACAUUUUUUUCAAAUGGUCUAUCUGAUUCGCCUUAUUCACAAUAUUGGGUUGUCGACACUGAUUACGAUAAUUAUGCAUUAGUUGUUUCGUGUAAUGCUGUCGCUCCUUUAUUCACUAUCCGUGAUGCUUGGAUACUUUCAAGAAAACCAACCUUAGACGACGAUAUUGUCAAAAACCUGGUUGCUAAAUUACCAUCGUUCGGUUACGAAGACGUUGAACUCCUUGACACAGCUCAGAAUUGUUGAUUUAAAUCAUGGAAUAAGCUAUUACCGAUAAAAUUGGAACCAAAACCUCGAAAUUAUUCUAUUUAUUGAUAAAAAUGCUGUAUUCUGAACCCUCUAAAUCACUAUAUAAAUAAAGGUUACUUAGCUUUAU
Messenger RNA from Tetranychus urticae (two-spotted spider mite), 874 nucleotides. RefSeq names its product apolipoprotein D-like. Gene Ontology annotation, cellular component: cytoplasm. Gene Ontology annotation, molecular function: pigment binding. Lineage: Eukaryota; Metazoa; Arthropoda; Arachnida; Trombidiformes; Tetranychidae. The record is from RefSeq and is a predicted model, not a curated record. Gene Ontology annotation, biological process: response to reactive oxygen species; lipid metabolic process.